AUGAAUAGGUUUUCCUUUUAUUUAUUUCGUUUAUUACAGGUUCGAUCAAGGAGUUUAACUCACAUCGAUCAAAUAGAACAGGGACAAAGAGGAAGUGGAAUUUUUUAUCAAGGAAUGAAUUCAGAAAAAAGUGGGGAGCAACAGCAACAGCAGCAACUUUCCGUUCCGACAAGUGUCAGCGGCAAACACAGAAGGCAGAUGCUUUCUCGUUCGGAGGCAAGCAGUUCGGAAUGUUUUUCCGUCGGAAUCGAAGGAAUCGGAGAAGAUGGAAAUGAUGAAUUUGUACAAGCGACCAAAGAUACGAUAUUAAGAGACGUUAUAUUGGAUAUAUGUAAAAGAAAAGGAAUCGAUUUAAACACAUCGAACGUUUAUUUAGAUGCAAAUAAAUCACCACUGCCUUGUUUAGACAUAGAUACGUCAUGGAUGGGUGGAAAACACAUACGUAUAAAAGUCAACGAUAGAGUUAUGACGUCAUUAAAAAAGGACCAAAAAAACACUUUCGCUCCUCCUAUAAAAAAAAUUUCAUCCAGUUACAAAAGCGUGAAAUCAGGUACGAAAACUCAUAACGUGAGCAGCGAAGAUUCAUCGUCAAUGAUGGAACCCGGGACAAGCGGAGGAGAUAGAAAAUCUAAAAGAUGGAGCGGAUUUUUCGGGACCAGUAGAGACACGAGUAAAAUGGAAACGCUCAUCGAUCUAUUGGAUUCGUAUACGAAAAAUGGAAUUUACGAAUAUAAGGAAGAUACUUAUAAAUUAGAAGCAGACUGGAAAUCGAUAGUGAUAAAUUCAGUAAAUUUUGACGACAGACAAUCUCAACAACAAGAAGCAAUUUGGGAGCUUUUAAGAAGCGAAAUAGAUUAUAUAAAAAUGCUUAGAGUAGUUAGCCACUUAUUCAUCGCGUGUCUUGUUAAUCUACAAUCAAAUCAAUUAUUAUUAGAUAUAGACAAUAAGAAAUUAUUUGGUAACGUUGAAGAAAUAUACAGUUGCAACGAUUUGUUUUGGAAAAAAUAUUUGGCGCCCGUCGUGGAAACGUCUAGAAAAACCGGGGAACCCUUAAAUCCCGAUUUAUUGAGAGAGGGUUUCAUGGAUUUUCAUAACAUGUUCAAAUGUUACGAAACUUACUGCACUCAACAAUCAAAAUGUCAGCAAUACUGCAGGGAAAAAUUACAACAGGAACAAGAUAAUGAUUUGUUCACUGCUUAUUUGGCGUGGUGCGAAACGCAAAAAGAAUGCAACAGGUUAAAACUUCUCGACAUAUUAGUUAAACCAAUGCAAAGAUUAACGAAAUAUUCACUUUUGUUAAAGGCCAUAUUGAAACACACGAUUAAUCAAAAUCACAAAGAUUCUAUUUGCGACAUGAUAAAAUCCGUUGAUUUUUUCGUAAACAACGUCAAUUCCACGCUUAAACAAAAUCAAGAUUUGGAAACGAUGAAACAAUUGAUGAGUAAAAUCGAAUCAUAUGACGUCAUCGAAUCAAAAGAUGACGAUUUAUCAAAUCUAAUACAAAAAUAUUCAAAUUUAAAUUUAACGUACGACAUACCGGGAACGACGAGCAAAAGGAGUUUAUUGUUCGAAUCCGAUGUUAAAUAUAAAGACGCGAUGACUUCGUCAAAGAUUGAAGUCCACGCUUUUCUUUUCACCGAUUUUCUUUUGAUAACAAAACCGGUGAAAAGAUUGGGAGAAUCGAGAAUAAAAUUUAAAAUAAUUCGACAGCCUUACGUCAUAGAUCAUUUGGUGACGCAGGAAAUCACGAGAGAUCCCCCAUCGUUGGCAUGCGUCUAUUUAAGCAUAUACAGAACCGCGUGUACGGCAUUCAUGCUAAGUUGCGGUGAAUCGGAACUAGUCAGAAAUUGGUCGGAUGCAAUUAAAAAAGCUAAAAGUUUAUAUGGAUCGUUAAAAUCACAUCAAGGGUUCGGCGGUCAUAUUCCUCAAACACCCACGACUAUGUCGAUAUCUCGUCAACACUCCGGUUAUGCGAACGAAGACAUUUCGAUUGGUGAUAACGUCGAAGAAAAUAAAACAAUGAUGACGUAUAAUUUGGGACUCUGGACGGGGAAAAGUCCGAAAGGAUCAAGUUACGGAAGUAGAAUAUCAAGUCUGGUACAUUCACACAGCGGAUCAAUGGAAAUGACCGAAAACAUAUCCUCGAUAAGUUCAGUAUCGGCAUCACGAGGGGUGAGCGUGGAAAACAAUUCGGAAGUUCGCGGAUCCAGUUUGAGUUCAGACGACGGAAAUCAAAAUUUAUCGUCAUCGCCUAGAGUAGAAUUGACAACGUCGCCAAAAAUCGAACGUAAAGACGCAUCGUCAUCGCCGUCGGUCGAAAAGAGAGAAAAUCAAACGACGAUGCAAAAACCGGAAACGAAAUUAUUUUACAGGAAAUCCGUGACGAAAACUAAAAACACUUUAACGAUUCAAGUUCCGCAUUUGGGUCAAAGUUUACCUAAUUUAAACAUAGCUUCCUCAUCCGGUGGUGGCGGUUCGAGUCCGAAUCCUUGCCCUCCGAAUUCAUUAUUGUUGGCACCGCCGAAAUCUCACGGCGGCCUUUUAUCACCGAGUCAAAGAGGAGUCAGCUAUCCGCCUCCGAGUCCUCCGAGAGGUUCUCUCAAAAGAGGUUUUGCCAUAUUUCCAAAAAAUCCACCGCUCGUCAAAACGGGAAACGUGACGAUGGAACUUUCGAGAUCGAUAAGCGUCGUACAAUCAUCAUCAUCAUCAUCAUCGCCGCCACCGCCGCCGCCGCCAUCAUCAUCAUCAUCAUCGAUAAAACCCGAGAAUCAAACGGAAGAGAAAAAAAAUAAAACGAUCGGACUACAAACGAAUUUAGAUGAUGACAAAUCAAAAAUCGAUACAUCGAAAUGUGAUCAGUGCAAUUGUAGCGUACGUCGUACAAUCGUUAAAACAACCGGAAAAAAAUUGGUAAGAAGUGAUAAGAGGUAUUAUACGGAGGGUGGAGGAGGAACGAUAGACGAUUUAAAAGUUAAACAACUAGACUCUAGCCUAUAUAAAAAGCUUUCGUUUAACUCAGGAAACGGAAGAAGAAGCGCAACAACAACCGGAAACAACAGCGAUUCAAUCGAAUCUCCUCCAAUCAACAACAAACAUUUGAGCAUAGCAAGCGUACAAAGUUCGAGCGGUUUCAGUUCAGCCGGAAGUAGUAGCGUCGAAGGUUUGUUUACAAAAGAUGACGUCAUAAAUUUUGAUUCCAAAUCAAUUAAAGUCAAAGAAGAAGAAAUAAUAGAGAGGAUAAACGCAGAUAGCAAUCAACGUCCUCGUCAACGCAUGGAAAAUUCUAGAGAAUCAUUUAAAAAAUGUCGUGACGAAAAUGACAAAAUGUCGGCAAAAAGAGAAAAUGAAGAACAACGAUUGGAGCCUUUUACACAUUUCGAAACGAGCACAAGGAGGAGGAGGAGCAUUAGCACGACCGGAUGUAAAAGAAAAAGCAGUUUAAUAAUAUUAGAUGAAUACGUGAGUUCCGUUUCCGGUGACCCAUCGUCAAACAAUUACAAAUUAACACUCAAACAUUUUCACACCGUUAAUUACACAACGGUUAACGCUUUACAAUUAGAGAAUCUAUCGUCACGUUUGCCUCCUCCCGCCGGAAAAAUAUUAGAUACGCGUGAGAAAAAAAGAAAAAGGAGAAACACGCGUUAG
Molecule: messenger RNA, 3645 nt
Organism: Pediculus humanus corporis (human body louse)
Lineage: Eukaryota; Metazoa; Arthropoda; Insecta; Psocodea; Pediculidae
Exons: 12
Coding region: 1-3645 (1214 amino acids)
Biological process (GO): Rho protein signal transduction; endothelial cell migration
Cellular component (GO): plasma membrane; endocytic vesicle; axon
Molecular function (GO): guanyl-nucleotide exchange factor activity
Source: RefSeq, a predicted model, not a curated record